UUUGACUUUUUUAUUUUUUCAAAAACGAUAGAUAGAUCAGAUUAGAUCCGUGAACACUUUUAUGAUGAGUAAAUCAGACAAGAAGGACAAGAAGAACAAGAAAGAAAAAUUAGAUAAGAAAGACAGGUCUGAAAAUAAGGACGAAAUAGAAAAGAAAACCAAGUCUGAAAAGGAACGUAAAGCCGGAAAAAAGGAUAAGAACAAGGAAAAGAAAGAUAAAAAGGGCACAAAGGAUAGAGAGGACAAAAAGGAUAAAAAGGAAAAGAAAGACAAAAAGAAGAAAUCAAAGGACAGCGAUAAGAAGAGAAAACGUAAAGAUCGUGAAAGCGACUCUGAUGAAGAAUUUGUUAUACAUGAAAAGAAGGUUAAGAAUGACACUAAGCCUCAUACUGAAAGCAAGACUUCAGACACUGCUAACAACGAAAAUAACAAUGUAACAACCACUGGCUGGAAUGAUUGGAACAAGGCUUCGUUUGGAGGCGAUGCGGCGAAGAAGGAUAAGUUCUUAAGAUUACUUGGAGCCAAAAAGGGAAACAGCAGCAUGUCGAAAGCUAGUACUACUACUGCUAGCAAUUUCGUCCCUGCAAGUAAGCCUAAGAGCGGCGGUCUUUACGGUAGCUUAAAGUCUGCCAUUGACGAAGAUGAGCAACAGCGUAUUAGUCAAGAUUUGGAAAAACAAUUUGACCAUGGCUUACAGUUUAGAAAGCAGAUGCAAAUGGGUCGUCGAGGUGGAUUAGGCUUCAAUUAAUCACUCAAUAAAAGCGUUCUGCCUUUACGUAUUAUGUUUUGCAACAGCAUAUUUUAUAUACAUUGUAAUGAUGUAACGAAAGUUGUUAAGUGGCUUCUUGAUCAGUU
Messenger RNA from Mycotypha africana, 855 nucleotides. RefSeq names its product small acidic protein family-domain-containing protein. The coding region runs from base 62 to 748 and encodes 228 amino acids. NCBI's taxonomy places the organism in Eukaryota, Fungi, Mucoromycota, Mucoromycetes, Mucorales, Mycotyphaceae. The record is from RefSeq and is a predicted model, not a curated record. The transcript is spliced from 3 exons.